Messenger RNA from Exophiala mesophila, 2625 nucleotides. RefSeq lists its product as uncharacterized. The transcript is spliced from 3 exons. The record is from RefSeq and is a predicted model, not a curated record. Bases 1 to 2487 code for a protein of 828 amino acids. NCBI's taxonomy places the organism in Eukaryota, Fungi, Ascomycota, Eurotiomycetes, Chaetothyriales, Herpotrichiellaceae. Gene Ontology annotation, cellular component: membrane coat; AP-3 adaptor complex. Gene Ontology annotation, biological process: vesicle-mediated transport; intracellular protein transport.
AUGAUCCCACCAGGUACAGUGCCACUGGCCCCAGCACACCGUCCAACACUUCCGUACAGCGCCCAAGGUUACACAGACUCGACAUCACAUCUUUCCGAGAUGGAGUCGGUGUCUCGUAUCUCGUCCUUGAUGGACCCAGUGCGAGAUCUGACAGUCGAGGCCGCUCAAGCUGUCGGCCUGUCCAAAUCGUUGAAGGGGGGAGGCUCGACAUCGCGGAGCAUCCCGUUCGCAAAGUUGAAGGCGCUCCUUGACAGUCGGAGUGACCGUGAUAUUCUCGAAGGACUUAGGAAGGUUGUUUCGAUGAUAUACCAAAAUAAGCCAUGCUUGCCGUACUUUUCUUCCGUCGUCAAGAAUGUCGCAAAUCCGAACCUCGAGAUCAAAAAGCUCGUCUACAUCUAUCUACUUCAUUAUGCCGAAUCGGAUCCUGACCUGGCACUGCUCUCUGUCAAUGCGAUUCAGAAGUCACUCAGCGAUCAGAACCCUCAAGUGCGAGCUCUUGCUCUUCGCACCAUGUCCGGGAUGAGGGUUCCAGUCAUCAGUCAGAUUGUCUCGUUGGCCAUCAAACGAGGUGUUGGCGACAUGAGCCCCCAUGUUCGUAAGGCAGCCGCCUUUGCCAUCCCCAAGUGCUACAACCUGGACCCCAACACCCUUCCCCAACUCCUGGACUACCUUUCAAUAUUACUCGGCGACAAGCAGUACUUUGUCGUGGGGCCUGCCGUGCAGACCUUUCUCCACAUUUGUCCUGACCGCAUCGAUCUCAUCCACAAGCACUAUACCAGCUUGGUCAAGAAACUUGUCGACAUGGACGAGUGGAGUCAGCUGGCCACUCUGAGGUUGCUGCUCUUCUACAGUCGUCGAUCAUUUCCCCAGAAAACAUAUAAACUCACACAAGUCAACAAGAAGGGAUUCUAUGACGACGAGCCGGAUGAACAUGUAGAGACCGGUCAAGUCGCUCGCGCCCUCGAUCCGGACCUGGAGCUGUUCUUGAAGACAUGCAAAAGUCUUCUUAACAGUCGUAGCGCCGCCGUGGUGGUUUCGGUCACCAGCUGCUUUUUGUACCUGGGCACCCCAGAAUAUUUGCAAGAGGCGGUUGGUCCACUCGUUGGGCUCCUUCGUGGUUCAUCCGAAGUCCAGGAAGUUGCUCUGUGCAACAUCGUCUUGGUCUCAUUAGCGGCACCUGAACUCUUUGUCCCUUACGCUUCGCACUUCCUAUUACGAAGUGACGAUGCACCGCAGAUUUGGAAGCUGAAGAUCGAGUUGUUGACCAUCAUCUUUCCUCAUGCGGCGCUACAUCUGAAGUCCAUUAUCCUGUGCGAACUGGAGCAUUUCUCUCACAGCUCCGACCCGGAAUUGAUCCGAGAGUCAGUUCAAGCCAUCGGACGCUGUGCUCAGACGGACCCACAGAAUGCUCAUCACUGUUUCCGCGUGCUACUCAACCAGAUCUCAAGUUUCGACAAUGCGCUUGUUUCUGAAGUACUUACCGUGAUGCGACACCUAAUUCAACAGGAUCCAGUUGCACAUCGGAAGACCGUGGUGAGACUUGCCCGAAACCUGGACCGGACCACAAGUCCGGAAGCUAGAGCCACCAUAAUAUGGCUGGUUGGUGAGUUUGCAAGUCUCGAUCCUGACAACGACAUCGCCCCCGAUGUACUCAGAAUCCUGGCCAAAGGUUUUGCGAAUGAAAGCACAUCGGCAAAACAACAGAUUGUCCUCCUAGCGGCAAAGGUGUAUCUGCUGCAUCUGCAAAAGACUGCGGGAGCAGCGAAAGAGGCUUCCACAGAUGCUGGAGAAGCCGAUUUACAAGAAAAUGAUCAAAGCGCAACGCUAGACCACCCUAUUACCAAACUGUGGAAAUACAUCCAACUUCUGGCACGCUACGACACAUCGUACGACCUUCGCGAUCGGGCACGACUAUUCAAAGCCUCACUAUCGAAUCCAGGGUCAACACAGCUCGCAUCCCUGCUGCUCUUGGCGCCCAAACCAGUACCACACGCACCCUCACCAUCAGAAGCUCGGCGUGGAUUGGUCUUGGGAAGUACGACGCUGGUCAUUGGGAAAGAGAUAGCGAGUGUUCUAGGUCUGCCGGGCUACGAGGAACUGCCAGACUGGGUGCCAGAGGGGCAGGAACCUGAUCCGAAGUUGAGAAACAUGAUCGAUCCCAACGACAAGGAAGAAUACGUCUCAGCCGCAUCGAGGAAUACUUCUAGUAUAGCGGCGAGCAGGAGAUUAGACGAAGCAGUACGAGAACAAGGUUUGGAGAAGGUAGUCGCCGCUGGGAGCGCUAGGAGCGGUAAGCCAAAGACGCUGGACGACUGGCUGCAGGAAAGCGAUGAGGAGGAAGAGGAAGAGGACAGCGAAGAGGAGGACGAAAGCGGUUCCGAGACCGAAGGAUCCACCGAAGAUGAAGGCGAAAGUGAAGAAGGAGAGACAGAGGAAGAGACCGAUGAGGAAGACACGCCCUUGCAAAGGGGCCUGGUCAGCAACUAGUUGUUCGGGUUUUGUAAGCGAGUAUCACUUUGUAUACUCCGUAUAUAUUUAUAGAGGGAUGUCGUCAUGAUCAGGGUAUGGUCCAUGAUAAUACAUAUGCAGAUGAAAGGAGAGACGAGAAGAAUUGAUCGUUACCGC